Knipowitschia caucasica is the source of this 1362-nucleotide messenger RNA. The record is from the annotation of a GenBank genome assembly. NCBI's taxonomy places the organism in Eukaryota, Metazoa, Chordata, Actinopteri, Gobiiformes, Gobiidae.
AUGUGGACGCAGCCACGAAAGCGAAAUCACGGAUUCGGCUGCGACACGAACAGGAUGUGGGUUUGCAGUCUUCUCCUGUCGCUCGCUGCGGUGGUGAUCUCUGUCCCCAUCGACCGCAAGGACGUCCCAGAGACCAAAGACCAAACACAGGACGAGAGCAUGGACACGGGUCUCUACUAUGACAGAUACCUGCGCGAGGUCAUCGAGGUCCUGGAGACAGACUCACACUUCAGAGAGAAACUGCAGACGGCAAACGCAGAGGACAUCAAGAGCGGCCGUCUCUCUAAAGAGCUGGACCUGGUGGGACAUCACGUCCGCACUCGGCUGGACGAGCUCAAGAGACAGGAAGUGUCCCGACUACGGAUGCUGCUGAGGGCCAAACUGGACAGCACCAACACACAGAGUCUACAGAUGGACCACUCCUCGCUGCUUAAACAGUUCGAACACUUAGAUCCACAAAACCAGAACACGUUUGAGGCCAAAGACCUGGAGCUGCUCAUCUCUACGGCAACCAAAGACCUGGAGAACUAUGAUGCUGAGCGGCACGAGGAGUUCAAACGAUACGAGAUGCUGAAGGAGCACGAGCGCCGCGAGUACCUGAAGGGUCUGGACCAGGAGAAGAGAGAGCAGGAGCAGAGGAGGCUGGAGGAGCUGAAGGAGAAGCACCGGCAGCACCCCAAGGUCAAUGCUCCGGGCAGUGUGGAUCAGCUGAAGGAGGUGUGGGAGGAGACAGAUGGACUCGACCCCAACGAGUUCAACCCAAAAACAUUCUUCAAGCUUCACGACACAAAUGAAGACGGAGUUCUGGACGAGCAGGAACUGGAGGCUCUGUUCACCAAAGAGCUGGAGAAAGUCUACAAUCCUAAAAACGAAGAAGACGACAUGACGGAGAUGGAGGAGGAGCGGCUGCGCAUGAGGGAGCACGUCAUGGACAACGUGGAUGUGAACAAAGAUCGUCUGGUGAGUCUGGAGGAGUUCCUCAAAUCCACAGAGAAGAAGGACUUCAACAGCAAUAAGGAGUGGGAGACGCUUGACACGCAGCAGCUGUACACGGAGGAGGAGCUUCAGCGCUUUGAGGCGGAGCUUAAGGACAAAGAGGCGGAGCUACAGAAGAGGGCGGUCGCUCUGAACCAGGAACAGGAAGUACUAAGAGAGCGCGGGAAAGAGUUGGAGAACCAGAGACGAGAGUACCAGCAGGCCGUGUUGGAGAUGUCCCACAGACAGAAGCCUGAGGAUGCAGCACCACCUGCUGGAGUCAAUGGGCAACUGCACUUUGAGCCUCCCCCAAAGAAACAGGAGAAAGUGGAGAACGUGACAGACGUGUGGAUGGCCGCUCCACAGAGCCGACCCGUCCUCCUCUGA